UCUUCAGCGGUUGUGGACCAGGAGUAUGGUCUUGACCCCAAGGUUGCCAAUGCAAUAAUGAAGGCAGCAGAUGAGGUGGCUGAAGGUAAAUUAAAUGACCAUUUUCCUCUUGUGAUAUGGCAGACUGGAUCAGGAACACAGACAAAUAUGAAUGUAAAUGAAGUCAUUAGUAAUAGAGCAAUUGAAAUGUUAGGAGAUGAACUUGGGAGCAAGAAACCCGUGCAUCCUAAUGAUCAUGUUAAUAAAAGCCAGAGUUCAAACGAUACUUUCCCCACUGCAAUGCACAUGGCUGCUGCAACAGAAGUCCAUGAAGUACUGCUACCAGGGCUACAGAAGCUGCAUGAUGCUCUCAAUGCAAAAUCCAAAGAGUUUGCCCAGAUCAUCAAAAUUGGUCGUACUCAUACACAGGAUGCUGUUCCACUUACUCUUGGACAGGAAUUUAGUGCUUAUGUUCAACAAGUAAACUAUGCAAUGGUAAGAAUUAAAGCUGCACUGCCAAGAAUCUAUGAGCUUGCAGCUGGAGGCACUGCGGUUGGUACUGGUUUGAAUACUAGAAUUGGCUUUGCGGAGAAAGUUGCUUCAAAGGUGGCUGCACUUACAGGCUUGCCUUUUGUUACAGCUCCAAAUAAAUUUGAGGCUCUGGCUGCUCACGAUGCCUUGGUUGAACUCAGUGGAGCCAUGAAUACUGCAGCAUGUAGUCUGAUGAAGAUAGCGAAUGACAUUCGUUUUCUGGGUUCUGGUCCUCGCUCAGGUCUGGGAGAACUGAUACUGCCUGAAAAUGAACCAGGAAGCAGUAUCAUGCCAGGAAAGGUGAACCCUACUCAGUGUGAGGCUCUGACCAUGGUUGCCGCCCAAGUCAUGGGAAAUCAUGUUGCUGUUACCAUUGGAGGCAGCAAUGGACAUUUUGAGUUGAAUGUUUUCAAGCCAAUGAUGAUUAAAAAUGUGUUACUUUCAGCAAGGCUGCUCGGUGAUGCUUCAGUUUCUUUCACAGAAAACUGUGUGGUAGGAAUCCAGGCCAACACCGAAAGAAUCAACAAGCUAAUGAAUGAGUCUUUAAUGUUGGUAACAGCACUUAAUCCUCAUAUAGGUUAUGACAAGGCUGCAAAGAUUGCUAAGACGGCACACAAAAAUGGAUCAACCUUAAAGGAAACUGCCGUUGAACUUGGCUAUCUCACUGCAGAGCAGUUUGAUGAGUGGGUGAAGCCUACAGAUAUGCUGGGUCCAAAGUAAUUUAAAUGUAUUUCAAAUAAAAGCAAUCCUAUUUGAAAUAAAA
Echinops telfairi (small Madagascar hedgehog) is the source of this 1273-nucleotide messenger RNA. Its product is annotated as fumarate hydratase, mitochondrial. The transcript has a single exon. The record is from RefSeq and is a predicted model, not a curated record. Gene Ontology annotation, cellular component: tricarboxylic acid cycle heteromeric enzyme complex; mitochondrion. Gene Ontology annotation, molecular function: fumarate hydratase activity. The annotation marks the transcript as partial. NCBI's taxonomy places the organism in Eukaryota, Metazoa, Chordata, Mammalia, Afrosoricida, Tenrecidae. Gene Ontology annotation, biological process: tricarboxylic acid cycle; fumarate metabolic process; malate metabolic process.